AAUGCAAAAUUUACAACAAGAACUUGAAAGGAUAAAGAUAGAAUUAAAUUUGAGAAAUGAACGAGAGGCUUCCAAUAUCGAUUCUCUGAAGUUAACUACUUCCAAUGAAUUGCAAAAGCUGAGAAAUGAUAACGAGAAACUUUUGGAUAAACUGGAAGAGAGAAGAUUGGAAUCAACCAACAAUAGGAAUACGAUAGAAGAUCUAAAUAAUCAGGUUAAAAAAUUGGAUAAUUUCCCAAAUCCUUUUGUUGUUGAAGAAACAUUAACGUUUCUUAAAAAUCAAUAUAAAGUGGCAACUAAAGAAAUCGAAGAUAUAAAGGAAAAGUUAAAUUGUCUUGAUAAUACUGAGGUGAUGUUAAAAGAGGCUAUUUGUUUAUUAAUUUCAAAGAGAUUAUUAUUUCGUUUUAAGCAGGAGAAAAAAAAAAUUCUUCAAAAUGAGAAAUUAGCCCAUUCAAUCACUAAGAAACACUUAAAGUUUGUUCGCGACGAGCUAAUUAAAGUUGAAAAUCAAAUGAGAAAACAAAGAGAUAUGUAUAACGAAAGACUUUCUAGUAUGGCUAAUUGCGAAACUGGAAAAACUCGAAUUGAAAAAAUCGAUCAAAUAAUUAUUGUUUCUGAUGAAAAAGCACAAAUGUUGCUUGAUGGAAGUGGAAUGAUUUGA
Molecule: messenger RNA, 661 nt
Organism: Dimorphilus gyrociliatus
Lineage: Eukaryota; Metazoa; Annelida; Polychaeta; Dinophilidae
Source: the annotation of a GenBank genome assembly